This is a messenger RNA of Alternaria alternata, 3448 nucleotides long. RefSeq names its product MCM-domain-containing protein. Gene Ontology annotation, cellular component: MCM complex; nucleus. The record is from RefSeq and is a predicted model, not a curated record. Bases 149 to 3022 code for a protein of 957 amino acids. Gene Ontology annotation, biological process: double-strand break repair via break-induced replication; DNA replication initiation; mitotic DNA replication. Lineage: Eukaryota; Fungi; Ascomycota; Dothideomycetes; Pleosporales; Pleosporaceae. The transcript has 3 exons. Gene Ontology annotation, molecular function: single-stranded 3'-5' DNA helicase activity; single-stranded DNA binding; ATP binding.
CUACCAUUCGUCGUGAUGUUCAUGGCGUGCACAGACCCACACUUACUUCCCCAUCCGGACAGCGCGACCGCGUUUUCGCGUGUUUACAGUCCCCGCAAGACUCCUGUAUAGCAAACAGCACCCCACAUAACAUACCCAUACGCACACCAUGUCUUCGUUACUAGACCUCGCGCUCAAUUCUGAUGCCGCUCCCACUCCCUCGAGCGCGUACGGUAACGAUGCACGCACACCGCAAAUGCGAUCCUCGUCUGCGAGACCCCGCGGACCACCCUCUGAAAGCGCCGGCGCGAACAGCGAUGUAGAGGGAGACCCUGACGACGAGAUUAUCGGAGCACGGGUACCGGGGAGGCGCACGAAUGCCCCGCGAACAGACAUCCCAAAGGUAGUGGACGUUACUGGAGAAACGUUAUCGCUGCGGUUCCAGGAGUUCCUCGAAAACUACACAGAAGAUCCCUCGUCAUCGGCUCUUCCCGCCUCGAGUGCCGUGCCCACCACAGACAAAUACUACAUUGCCCAAAUACGGGGCAUGCGACUGUACGGACUGUCCACCCUCUACGUCGACUACACACAUCUCCUCAGGCACGAAGAUGGCAUUCUGGCCGCGGCCAUUGCGAGUGAAUACUACCGCUUCCUGCCGUACAUGGUUCGGUCGCUCCACAACCUCAUCGCAAAGUACGAGCCCAAGUACUUCCGCCAGCACAAGCAGCCCGCCUCGACUGCCUCUGCAGCCGGUACCUCGAGCGCCGGCAACGCUACAAGCCAGAACGAGAGUCUCAACGAGAAGACGUCGAACCAGCAGACCGACAAGCUGUUCACCCUGGCCUUUUACAACCUGCCUCUUGUGUCCCGUAUUCGCCAGCUACGCACCACAUCAAUCGGCAGCUUGCUUUCCAUCUCUGGUACUGCGACGCGAACAUCUGAAGUUCGACCAGAGCUUUCAAUGGCCACCUUUGUCUGCGAGAUCUGCAACACCGUCGUGCCGAACAUCGAACAGACUUUCAAGUACACAGAGCCGACACAAUGUCCCAACAUAACUUGCAUGAACAGGGAGGGCUGGCGUCUUGAUAUCAGGCAGUCAACUUUCGUAGAUUGGCAAAAGGUGCGCAUCCAGGAGAACAGUUCAGAGAUUCCCACUGGCAGCAUGCCCCGAACAAUGGACGUUAUCCUUCGAGGAGAGAUGGUGGAUCGGGCAAAGGCUGGCGAGAAGUGUAUCUUUACGGGCACAGUGAUUGUCAUUCCAGACGUAAGCCAGUUCCGCGUACCUGGUGUGCGCCCCCAAGCAAUGAGGGAUACCGCAAACACCACGCGAGGCAACGAUGUCGGUGGGUCAGGUGUCAGCGGUCUCAAAGCCCUUGGUGUGCGCGACCUGACAUACCGCAUGUCUUUCCUGGCGUGCAUGGUCUCGCCAGAUCACUCUACUCCUGGACAAACCUCGAAUCACCACCUGACAGGUCAGGCGAGCAACAUUCUCGCAUCUCUUGGCCAAGGACAGAUUGAGUCAAACGCGACAAGCGGCGAGGAGGCACAGGAAGAGUAUCUUGGUACGCUGACUGCUGCGGAGAUUCAGGAUCUCAAGGACAUGGUGCACAAGCCCAACAUCUUCAUGCGACUAGUUGACUCGAUAGCACCCAUGGUCUACGGCCACCAGGUCAUCAAGAAGGGUCUCCUGCUGCAACUGAUGGGUGGUGUAUCAAAAGAGACACCCGAGGGUAUGGCGUUGCGUGGAGACAUCAACAUCUGCAUCGUCGGCGAUCCGUCAACGUCCAAGUCACAGUUCCUGAAGUACAUUUGCAGCUUCCUUCCUCGCGCCGUCUACACCUCUGGCAAGGCUUCUUCAGCUGCCGGUCUUACAGCCGCGGUAGUCAAGGACGAGGAGACUGGAGAGUUCACAAUCGAGGCCGGUGCUCUCAUGCUGGCUGACAACGGUAUCUGCGCCAUCGACGAGUUCGACAAGAUGGAUAUUGCCGAUCAAGUCGCUAUCCACGAAGCUAUGGAACAACAGACAAUCUCGAUUGCUAAGGCCGGCAUCCAAGCCACCCUCAACGCCCGUACCUCUAUCCUUGCUGCGGCUAAUCCUGUCGGCGGACGCUAUAACCGCAAGACAACGCUGCGCGCGAACGUCAACAUGUCUGCGCCCAUCAUGUCUCGUUUCGAUCUCUUCUUCGUCGUACUGGAUGAGUGCGACGAGGCUGUCGACCGCCAUCUGGCUGAGCACAUUGUUGGUAUUCACCAGCACAGAGACGAAGCUGUAGACCCUGAGUUCAAUACUGAGCAAUUGCAACGCUACAUCCGCUUCGCGAGGACCUUUAGGCCAGAAUUUACCGAUGAGGCAAGGGAAACACUAGUCGAGAAGUACAAGGAGCUGCGCGCAGACGAUGCACAAGGUGGCAUCGGCCGCAACAGUUACCGUAUUACUGUUCGACAACUCGAGAGUAUGAUUCGUCUCUCAGAGGCUAUUGCAAAGGCCAACUGCGUCAGCGAUAUUACCCCUGAGUUUGUCAAAGAAGCCUACAACCUCCUCCGCCAGUCUAUCAUAUCAGUCGAGAAGGACGACGUCGAGGUUGAAGACGACGACGACGAGGCGUUGCUUGCUGCAGCGACCGCCGCAGAACAGGAGGCCGAUGCGCCAAUGGACGAUCAGCAAGACGCUUCUAGAGACCGAACAGCGACACCAGCCGUCGCGCCACGUGAGAAGACCAAGAUCACGCACGACAAGUACGUCGCUAUGCGCAAUAUGUUUGUCAAGCGCGUCAACGAGGACCAAGAAGAGACACAAGACGGCGUCGAAGAGGAAGAGCUGCUCAUCUGGUACCUUGAGCAGAAGGAGAAUGAAAUGGAGACGCAAGAGGAUCUGGAGAAGGAGAGGACACUUGCGAAGAAGGUGCUGAAGAAGGUCGUCAAGGAGCAAUACCUCAUGUUGAUCCGGGGUGAAGGACUUGCAGACGAACAGGGCCAGGGUGAGGGCAACGACAAGGCAGUCUACGUGUUACAUCCAAACUGCCCGAUUGAGGACAUUGCCUAGGCGUUGAUGGAGUAUGCCGCACAUCGGCUGAGUAUCAAAUCUUUUGAGCGUUUGCGCGGCCAUGUUUGUGUUGGCAUGAGGCCCGGAGUUGGGACAGCAGUCGACUACAUGUUUGAUAAUGUUAUACCCAGAUCUGACUUUCAAAUACAUGACGUUGCGUGAAGUUUGGAAUUAUUCUCAGAUUGAAUGAUCGCACAGACAACUAACUUGAAACGAUUCAAUAACCAAGGGUCUCACUUGUACCCAUAGAACUUAGAUAAUCAUGUCAAGGAGAUGUGUAAAAUGUAGCGCUUCGACAUCCUCAUAUGCGCGUUUCUUCCUUAAUCCAUUCCUCUUCGUCUACGCCUUCUUGUUCUUCAAUGCGUCCAAAAACUCCUUUGGUGGUUGCUGCUCGUAACCCUCUGGGUUGUUUUCUGUCCACUUCCA